AUGGCACGCGGGUUCACCGGCUCCGACGCCCUGACGGCGCUCACCCACCGCCUCGCCGACCAGUUGUCGGUCACCAGGGAAACCCCCAGCAACGUCGCCUUCUCGCCGCUCUCUAUCUACUCGGCCCUAUCCCUGGUGGCCGCCGGGGCCCGGGGCAGCACCCUGGACGAGCUCCUCGCCGUCCUCGGCGCGAGCUCCCGCGACGAACUCGCCGCGAACGGCCGCUUCGUGGCGGAGCACGCGCUCGCCGACCGCUCGCCAUCAGGUGGGCCACGCGUCGUGUUCGCCUCCGGCGUGUGGCACGACGCGGGGCGGCCGCUGGAGCCGGCCUACAGGGAGGCCGUCGCCGCGUCCUACUUGGCCGAGAUACGCGCCGUCGACUUCCGCAACAAGGCGGACGAGUCGAGGGAAGAGAUCAACAAGUGGGUCGCGGCGGCCACGGGCAACCUCAUCGACUCGAUCCUCCCCGCUGAGUCGGUGGGCGAGGACACGGCCGUGGUGCUCGCCAACGCCAUCUACUUCAAGGGCAAGUGGGAGACGCCAUUCAAGAAGAAGAAGACCAAGGUGGAGCGGUUCUACCUCCUGGACGGGACCGCCGUGGAUGCGCCCAUGAUGCGCACCGGGCGGAGCCAGUACAUCGACGAGCACGACGGCUUCAAGGUGCUCCGGCUGCCGUACAGGUCCAAGGACCCCGGCGCCUCCAAGAAGCGGCGACGCGGCACCUCGUCCGGCGACGAUCCUGCCCCGCCACUACCGCGCUACUCCAUGUGCGUCUUCCUGCCGGACGCGCGCGACGGCCUGUGGGACCUCGUCGGCAAGAUCGCGUCCAGCCCGAGCUUCCUGCGCGACCACCUGCCGGAAUACGAGGUCGAUGUCGACGAGUUCCGCCUGCCCAAGUUCAAGGUCUCCUUCUACGGCAAGCUGUCCGGGGUGCUUGGGGAUAUGGGACUCGUGGCCGCGUUCAAGGCCGACAAGGCUGACCUGACUGGCAUGGCGCCCGACGUCGAGGAUACCUCUGGGGACAUAAAGCGGCUGGUGCUCAAGGACGUUUUCCACAGGGCGGUGGUCGAGGUGAACGAGGAAGGCACGGAGGCGGCGGCAGUAACCGUCUGUGAGGAGGAAGAUGAAUCGGCCUGUCAGCCGGUGGAUUUCAUCGCCGACCAUCCGUUUGCCUUCUUUGUGAUCGAGGAGGUGUCCGGUGCCGUCGUCUUCGCCGGCCAUGUGCUUGAUCCUACAAAACACCAAGACACAUUACACGACGUGGAUUAG
Molecule: messenger RNA, 1269 nt
Organism: Triticum dicoccoides
Lineage: Eukaryota; Viridiplantae; Streptophyta; Magnoliopsida; Poales; Poaceae
Product: serpin-Z2A-like
Exons: 2
Coding region: 1-1269 (422 amino acids)
Molecular function (GO): serine-type endopeptidase inhibitor activity
Source: RefSeq, a predicted model, not a curated record